UUUGUUUACGACAUACAACAACGUCAUUACAUUACUCGCAAGGUUAAAUUUAAGGUUAUUUCAAUUCCCCAGAGACUAUUCAACUUCUCUCUAAACAUUUUUCCUUUUCCGGUAACUAUGGCCACCGCCGACCUAAUCCCGAACGGAACUUUACAAUUGCAACCACCAGUCGAACCAAUUCCGGACGCCGUCAACCCCCCGGCAACCGAGGAAACAGAUUCCGAAGAGAAGAAAUGGCCGGGUUGGCCAGGUCAUUGCGUUUUCCGGCUGAUUGUGCCGGUUCUUAAAGUCGGGAUCAUAAUCGGCCGCAAAGGGGAGCUUAUCAAGAAGACUUGCGAAGAGACUCGUGCUCGGAUUCGUGUUCUCGAUGCUCCACUCGGUACUCCUGAUCGAAUUGUGCUUAUAUCGGGGAAGGAAGAUUUGGAGGCGCCUUUUUCUCCUGCAAUGGAUGCUGUAAUAAAGAUUUUUAAACGUGUCUCCGGAUUAAGUGCAACUGAUGACAAUAAUGCAGCAUCAGAAGUUGCAGGAGUUGCAUUUUGUUCAAUCCGUUUAUUGGUGGCCUCAACACAAGCUAUCAAUUUGAUAGGAAAGCAGGGUUCUUCGAUUAAAACUAUACAAGAAAAUACCGGUGCUUCUGUUAGAGUUUUAUCUGGAGAGGAUCUUCCAUCGUAUGUUGGUGCCGAUGAGAGGAUUGUGGAACUGCAUGGAGAAACCUUAAAGGUCCUAAAAGGUCUGGAAGCAGUAGUUGGGCACCUGAGGAAGUUUUUGGUUGAUCAUAGCGUUCCUCCCCUAUUUGAGAAAACUUGCAAUGCAACAAUCUCACAAGACCGCCAGACAGAUGCUUGGGCAGAGAAACAGUCACUGCGUAGUGCUUCACAACCUAGCAUUGUUUCUGAUAUUCCUCCUUCAACAAAAAGGGAUUAUUUCUUUGCAGACCGUGAAAGUCAAUUGGAUUCAUUGCUCUCUUCCUCAACAAUGUCACAAUAUGGACAAGAUUCUUCAAUUUCUGGUCUUCGUUCUUCGGCAUUUAAUCGUGCUAGUGCUUCCAUUGUUACUACCGUAAUACAAACAAUGCAAAUACCACUUUCCUAUGCAGAGGACAUAAUUGGCGUUCAAGGGACUAAUAUUGAUUACAUUCGCCGUACUAGUGGUGCCAUAUUGACUGUGCAGGAGAGCAGAGUGCCAGAUGAAAUCAUUGUGGAAAUAAAAGGCACCUCCUCUGAAGUUCAAACAGCACAACAAUUGAUUCAGGAAGUCAUAGCUAAUCGCAACGAAACUAUGGCUAGCAGUUACGGCCGGUUAGAUUCAGGAAUGAGGUCUUCUUACUCCCACUUGAACAGUUCUUCCUAUCCCUCAUCUUCCUUGCCAUCACAAUCCUACAACGGGUAUGGAUCUUCUGGUCUAGGAGGGGACUAUAGUACUUUCAGACUUUAAAGUUUAAACUGGUCUUAAACAAGGAAACAGUCUUGAGCCCAGUUGUCCCAGUUUGGUUUGAUUGAAAAAAAUUAAUGCUGGAAUGAAUUCUGUAGCAACAAAAAAGCAUUUUUUGUUUUGUUUUAUUUGAUAUGUCAUCAUUUGAUGGUGAAGUUCAAAAUGUGGCUAAUAGGUGUAAUGCAAUAGAAAAUGCAAUGAAAUAUUACGCUAUUGACCA
Messenger RNA from Vicia villosa (hairy vetch), 1651 nucleotides. Its product is annotated as RNA-binding KH domain-containing protein PEPPER-like. The record is from RefSeq and is a predicted model, not a curated record. The coding region runs from base 118 to 1434 and encodes 438 amino acids. Gene Ontology annotation, cellular component: nucleus; cytoplasm. Gene Ontology annotation, biological process: regulation of gene expression. Lineage: Eukaryota; Viridiplantae; Streptophyta; Magnoliopsida; Fabales; Fabaceae. Gene Ontology annotation, molecular function: mRNA binding. The transcript is spliced from 6 exons.